This is a messenger RNA of Aricia agestis (brown argus), 976 nucleotides long. Its product is annotated as ommochrome-binding protein-like. The transcript has 2 exons. The coding region runs from base 155 to 934 and encodes 259 amino acids. Lineage: Eukaryota; Metazoa; Arthropoda; Insecta; Lepidoptera; Lycaenidae. The record is from RefSeq and is a predicted model, not a curated record.
AGUUUCAGAAGACCGAUCGACUCUGGAGUAGUCUGAAGACCCUGCAAGUAACGGUGCUAUCUUCUGACACCUAAAGUCCCGAAGCAAAAACAGCUCAAAAUGUUUUCAAGAUGUCGUCAAUCAUGAGAAAGAAACCUAAUGGACGAUUGAGCAAAUGAAAUUCCAUAAAAUGUUGUUAUGGCUCCUCCUUCUCUGGAAAAUUCCAUUUUACGUCUGCAUCUACGAAUCCAGAAUUAUUUUAGACAAUUACAGAAAACCAAACAAUUUGGUGUAUCAUAAAUAUACUGACACAUUAUUCUUCAGUCACACUAUGAAAUCUGGUGAUGACUUUGAGAUAAUCGCUUAUGAUAUGCAGAAGAAUGCCACUGCAGUUCUAGAAGUUCCCGGAGGAUAUGCCAUAGCAUAUGAUAAAGGCAACGAUGACAUAUAUUUCGGCGGCCACGACGGCAUAUACAAAUACAAUUAUAUGUUAGAACAAGCAGAAUUCUUCGGUGAAGACAAAAAGUCUAUUUGGGGUAUGUGUAUAGGAACAAACUUUUAUUAUAUACAGUAUCCGAAGCAGCAGUUGUAUGUAUAUAGGGAUGAUAAGUUUGUCCCUGUUGCCGAAGCUAUAGGUAUAGAGGUAGACAAUUUCCUCGUGUCCAAACGUAGUGACAUAUACUAUUCCAACAAAACAGCUACUUUUAAAGUAGACGCCAAAACAAGAGACACCGUAAUUUUGAGUGAUGAAGUGAAAGUAAGACAGAUAGCUGAUGACAACAAUGGUGACGUAUAUUUCUGUGGAACUGGUGGCAUAUACACAGAGUAUAAGCCAAAUUAUAAUUUUAAUAAGAUAGUAGAUAUAGAAGAUGUUUUUGGCUUAACUUUUGAUGAUAAUAACAACAUAAUAUAUUCUGAUGAUAAGGCGAUAUAUAGAUUAGUGCCCAUAACCUGAUAGGGAAACUAUAGUCAAAUGUAGGAACUAGGCCUAGCGGUC